Messenger RNA from Chilo suppressalis (striped riceborer), 4156 nucleotides. Lineage: Eukaryota; Metazoa; Arthropoda; Insecta; Lepidoptera; Crambidae. The record is from the annotation of a GenBank genome assembly.
GCAAAUCGAUUCUUAAGGAGUAAACUCCAAAAGAAAUAAUACUUAAUGAUCCUUUAAUGGUGCUUAUAUUAUUUAUUAAAAUCAAAUCAUCAAAAUCCAUCUGCAAAUCUCAGACUUAUGAGGUAACAAAUAUUCCCUCCUUUAUUAAAGUCGGUUAUUUUUUUUUGUGUUUAAAAAAUUAUUUGUUACUUCGUAAGUUUAAUCAAAAUGUUAAUUUAAAGUAUCAAGUCUAUUUUGUCCGUAACAAAUUAAUGUUUACAGUUACAGAAUUUUUAAAUUUGCCGCUCUUUUGGAGGUUAACGAUGCAUUUGACAGACGUAUAACAUCCUAUAUUAUAACUACCACGGACCAAUAAUAAUAAUAUUGGUCAAGGUAAGUACUAAGUAAUAGAUGGACCCAAAUAUCGUCAAGAUGGAGGACCGUAUUUUUAGUUUGUUUCCAAAAUAAAAAAUAUUAAUACCUUUACACAUGCCAUAUUGGCAUGGACCUAGGAUUUCGCUACGUUUAAGAGUGCGACCAAAACCAAGAUCUUUAUGAAUGUGGCGAAAACUCAAAAUUGGAACAAGUUGAAAGGUUACAUCGUAGUCACAGCUAGGGAUACCGAAAGUGAAAAAAAUAUUGAUAUAUCAAACAAUAAAUAUCGAUACAUCGAUAUAUUUUCAGCAAGCCUAUUCAGAGCACAGUUUAGUUAUCUUGACAUCACAGAUAACCAAGAAAAAUAUUUUUGAAGAUUUGACAUCCAAUAUUGAUAUUGAUGUGGGUGUUUUUGAUUUUGUAAACUAAAUCGAACUACAAUUUAAAUAUUUCAUAAGUUGUCCGUUUUCGCCGUCAAAAUUGCUUUUUAUCCAAAAUAUAACGGAAACAUAUCGAGCAUGGCUAAGGUAAGGAUAUGCUGGUUAACGCCUGAUUAUUUGAUUUCUUUCAAUCGGAUAAUAAACCAGAAUUCUGAUGUUAAUGUUUUUAUUUGCAUACUUGAUUUUUCUGGUUAUUAAAGCCAGGUUAUCUUGAAUAAAUUACACCUGUUAUUCAACUAUUAUUAGCAACCGAUACCGAGUGUCUCAAUUACUUGAGAAUAGUACUGUUUUGGCCCCAACUAAAGUGCUUUUUCUCGUGAAAAAUGGGUGAAAACAUAGAAGAAGCUCCAGUACUUUAUUCGUACUGGCGAAGCUCAUGCUCGUGGCGCGUCCGGAUCGCGCUGAACCUCAAAGAAAUACCAUAUGACAUCAAAGCUGUCAGCCUGAUAAAAGGUGGCGGGGAACAACACUGUAACGAGUACCGAGAAGUGAACCCUAUGGAGCAAGUGCCAUCAUUAUGUAUAGAUGGCCAUACUUUGGUAGAGUCCUUAAGCAUAAUGCACUAUUUGGAAGAAACAAGACCUCAAAGACCUCUGAUGCCUCAAGACUGUUUUAAACGUGCUAAAGUACGAGAAAUAUGCGAAGUAAUAUCAUCAGGAAUCCAGCCCCUGCAGAACCUUAUAGUUUUGAUACAUGUAGGCGAAGAAAAGAAAAAGGAAUGGGCUCAGCAUUGGAUCACCAGAGGUUUUAGAGCUGUCGAGAAACUGUUAUCAUCAUCCGCUGGCAAAUAUUGUGUGGGCGAUGACAUUACACUGGCCGAUUGUUGUUUGGUACCUCAAGUUUUUAAUGCGAGAAGGUUUCACGUUGACCUUCGACCGUUCCCAAUAAUAUUGCGUAUAGAUCGCGAACUAGAGAAUCACCCGGCGUUCCGUGCGGCUCACCCUUCCGCUCAGCCGGACUGCCCCCCCGAAGUUGCUAAAUGAAUGUCGCUCUUAUUCCAUUGGGAUUAGGUCGCAAAUUCGAACGUCCUUGUAUGUACACUCUUCUAUCAGCAAAACGAUGGUGAUAUGUCGUAAAUGACGUCUCAAUUAAGAGUAUGAAUCUUACACUAGUAGACCAUUUUUACUUCAAAUUAAGUUAAGAACAAGAUUAACCUGUUCCACACAUUAUUUCAUCUUUAUCAAUUGUUUAAAGUCAACACGAGAUAGAAUGAGGCUUUAACAUGUGCAAGUGGACUUGCACCAAAUGAUGUAUUUGUUAAAGAAUUUGCGACAUAAACUCAAUUUAUUUAUACGAUAGUGGAAAGGAAGCGAAUUUUUUCAAAAGUUUUACACGAUAUUUAAUAUGUAUUUUUACACAGCGAGGCGUAAUUUGCCUUCAACUUUCGAUACCGAUUUUAUGCAUUUUUGUGUAUAGAUAAAAUUAUUUUCUGUUUAGAAGAUACUUAUGGACAAAAACGCCUUUUAUAUUUAAAAUAUUUUGGUUUCCGUGAUUCCUAAAAACUUUGUGCCGGUUAUUUUUUGAAUAUUUUGUACUAAGCAUAGUAAAUUUAGAAUGCGUAAAGUUCAUUGAAACUGGAUUUUCUCAAAUACAUAUUACUAAAUAUUGUACAGACUGGUCAUGUUACCCAAACCGCUAAAUUUAUCCAAACGACUUAGAGCUUUAUGUUACUUGAUUUACGAUACCAGUACGAUACGAUACCAGUCUAUUGAGAAAUUUUGUCAGUUUGUGAUAUAGUGGUAGUAGAAUGUUUCCGCGGCAUAUUCGAAUUGUUUUUUUACUGAAAUAAAAUACAUAACAGUCAACGAAUUAGCAAUGACAUUAUGAAAGAUGAACAGCGUUAAAAAGUGGUGAUUCCACGCAAACUGCGAUCAAGACGGCGGUGGCGGUGCGAAAAAAGUGCGAUCAACACGCGAUCAGUCUUAUCGUCGCGCUUAGUGACAAACGCUCGCGUCAUAUAUGAGUAAAAUCCAAGAAAAAACUAAAUUUUUAAAGGACCAAAUCAUUUUUGGAGGUCAUCCUCCUUAGACGUUUAGUUAUGAAAAACACUGAAAGAAGAAAGUAAAAAGCGAACUAGUAUAAUUUAUUACAAAAAAGAAUAUAUUUUUUUUCUCACGCGACAAUAAUAUGGAUGAUGUAUAGAAAAAUAUUGUUGUCAAUAAUAUCUACGCCGCGCGAGCGUACGCACUCGCUUGAUAGAAAUUUCUGUUCACUGUUACUUUAUUUAAUUUACCCUUAGAAUAAUAGUUUACUUGUUAAUUAUUAUUCCAUGUUUUACUCAAUGGGGAAGAAAACUGACAAUUCUCACCGCUAGAGGUGCUAGGUGUCGAACAUUACCUCUCAAAAUAGGUUGGUACAAAGAGUUUUGAAAUGUACAUUUAUAUUUUUUUUAUCGUAAAAUCACGGUAAUAAUAUCAUCGUGGUAAAAUGGUGCGUUGUGUGGUAAUUUGUUGUAAAAAAUGUAUUAAGCUUUUGCGUUUUCUCCGCCAUUAAUGGGUAGCCGAAUUAAUUAGCAGAGAUUUGAUUCGGUAAAGUAUUUUAUUUUAUCUGCGCACGUGUCGCGUUAGUAUAUAAGUUUAGUGGUAUGAGUUUCUAACAAUGUCUUAGCGGCCUUUGUAAGAGAGUUAUUAUGCUUUCAUAUCAUUUCUUAUUCGUUGACAACAAUAUGAAAAUAUCCACUUUAAGUCGAAUCUACAAACUUUACCAAUGAUAUAUCAAAUACCAUAAUAUAUUUAAUAGCCUUAAAAAGUUAUUAGUCCGUCAGUUUAGGAUGAUUGCUAUUGCACUGAGCGUUGUUCGCCCCUGAACAAAUAUUUAAGGGCCAAAUAAUUUAUUCAAGAAUUUUUGUACUAUUUGUAAUUUUAGAAUAGCUACUUCUAUAGAAAUGUUGCCUAAAUGUAAUCAACAUUCCAGAUAUUAUAACCUUUUCCAAAAUGCGAAGUAAGAAAGUAAGGGCGAUAUGAAAUAACAUUAAUUCGAGUCGUCGAAAUUGAAAAUGCUCUCGCCUUUGUUUUAUGAACAAACAAUAGAAUUUAUAAGUAUAUAUAAAGUUAAUUUCCGAUACGUGAUGAUAUUAUCUAAUGGGAUGCUGUAUUAUAUUUUUUAAGUUUGAUAUUCAAAUCAAUUACUUAUUCUGAAUUGUAUUUUUUUGCAAGUUUUAACAUAAGUUUAAGUGUAUUAUUAACCUGUACUGUGCCAUUUUACUACCAUAGUAAUCAAAAUAAGUUCUGUUUUCGGAAUAAAAAUGUCUUUAGAUUUAGAAAAGAAAUUUUUGUUUAAUGUUUUGUUGGUGAAUAUUGCCUUUGUUUUUAUUAUGUAGUCUUAAAAUUUGGGUAAAAUAAAUUUUACAUUUUCGUUCAACA